Molecule: messenger RNA, 2126 nt
Organism: Trichobilharzia regenti
Lineage: Eukaryota; Metazoa; Platyhelminthes; Trematoda; Strigeidida; Schistosomatidae
Source: the annotation of a GenBank genome assembly
CGCACAAGGUCAUUUAACGGCGGGCUAUUUUUCCAAUAUGUUUAAGCUCAGCUAUGUUUUGUUUUCUGUAUCUCUAGGGUAUUUUCUUUUCACUUCCUGGUCAAUGUAUGAGAUAUUUUACCCCAAAAGUUGUAAAGGGUCUGUGGGAUGCCUGCAACCAGCAUGGAAGGCAGACGACUUAUUUAAGGUGAAUUUCAUUACUCUAAAAUGCAAUGCUUGCAUUGUCCAGAUAAGUUUGGAUUCUGUAAAAGACAGUCACGUCGAAAACUUUGUAAAAACUGAUGUCUUUCGAAUCGGAGACGGAGUCGUGACGUAAUUCAUCAUUUAAAAACUUAUUACCUUUUGAAAGAAAAUUCAAUUACACAUUUUCAAGAAGUCUGGGCGAUAAAGCAUCCUCACUCGUCCGUUUACAAUUGGUAACAAGUGAUGGUGAGGUUGUUCAGAGUGAAAAAGUAAACUUAGUGACCUACAAGGAACCUACUCGAACUGCUUUGAACCUGUUGACAAAUGAUGGAUCACACGACAGUUCAAGUAAUGAUCAAAGCCAGCUUGUACCGUUUUGGUUAUCCACGUUACGCGUUUAUAUACUCAAUAGUGCUGUAAACUUCAGCCGGUAUAAUAUACCUGCAGAAAUGGCCCGGCGAAUCCGUUUAAGCUCAAAAGGAUAUUUACCAGUGAUAUAUGUUAAUCCAAAUUUUCAAACUUCAACUGAUUGGUUAGAAUUGAAGCAAUUGCCUGAGAAUCAUCAAUUGGAAAUAGUCUUGUCUGCUGAGCCAGCUUCAUUCGGCAGUAUCCGUUUGCGGUGUAUGCUAGAAAAUAUAGCUAACCAGUUGCGCUCCUACGGACUAAACGAAAAGGAUAUAAAUGAUGUACGUGGCAUAUUUCUGGACACGAAUUUCUAUCUUCUGAUAACCACAAUAUUUGUUUCAGUUUUUCAUCUGUUAUUCAACUUCUUGGCUUUCAAAAAUGAUAUUUCAUUUUGGCGACAUGCAGAUAACACAGUCGGUCUGUCGAUGCGAACAGUUGUAUGGAGGUUUUUCAGCUCCCUAAUUAUUUUUCUACACUUAUGGGAGGAGAAAAGCAGUCUGCUGGUCUCUGUUCCAAUGGGAAUAUCUACAAUUAUUGAAUUGUGGAAAUUAGCACGUAUGACAAAGUUGUCGAUUAGUUUUCGUAAAGGUAUCCACUGGGGUGAACGUUCUAAAGCUGAAAAAGCCACUGAUCAACUGGAUGCAGAGUUUAUGCGUUGGCUAAUGUAUAUCAUGAUUCCGCUUUGUGUUGGUGGUUCAAUCUACUCCUUAAUCUAUUUACCACAUCGCAGCUGGUACUCUUGGUGUUUAGAAACCAUGGUUAAUGGUGUAUAUGCUUUUGGUUUAUUGUUGAUGACACCACAACUCUUCCUGAAUUAUCGUUUAAAGUCUGUAGCACAUUUACCAUGGAAGGCGAUGACUUACAAAGCAUUCAAUACAUUUAUCGACGAUUUCUUCGCAUUUAUUAUUGUCAUGCCGACGUCUCAUCGGAUCGCUUGUUUACGUGAUGAUUUGAUAUUUCUAAUCUACCUAUAUCAACGAUGGUUAUAUCCUGUAGACAGAUCACGUGUAAAUGAAUUUGGUCAAGCAGGUGAUGAUGGAGAUGGUCUUUCUACUACCGUCAGUCCUGUUAAGGCUAAGAAAACGCAGUAGUAGGCAACCUAUGGCGAUUGAGAGGGGAGCUGGGGAAGGCGUAGACAUUACCACCAACAUAUGAUCGAUCGAUUGCAAGGUUUCUUUUUUUGCUGCUGUUAAUUGUAUAAAUUAUUGUUUGUUAAAAAUAAACCAAAAUAAAAUGUAUAUAAAAGGUGUAAUGAUAUUUAAAAAAAAUCAAUAAUUCCAGAGUUUCAUUCCAUGAACUAGUCUGAACUCAACUUCUCUUGUUCAAGGCCGUUGUCUUUUGUUUUUGUUUUUUUUAAUUUCGAUUAUUUUGUUUCAGUUUCUUCUUGUUAUUUCUUAUUCUUUCGUUUAAACUUUCUUUGUCACUUGUCACUUGUAAAAUUCUAUAAUACAUUGUGAUUUUUAAGGUUGAUGAUUCUUGAUCGUUUAUGUAUAAUUUUAAUUCUAAUAAUAACAAUAAUAAUGUAUUUUCUAAAUCAG